CAAGCUCAAAUAAACAAGAGACAGAGGCUCUACGCAUGCGCUGUUAAAGUAUACGUCAGCUCUUCUUCAUUAACAAGCUCCUCCGAGCUACGUGGCCUUCACUCCUCUGACUGUAUCUUCGUCUAACACGACCUCAGCCUAGCCUUAACACCAUGGAUCAGGUAAUGCAGUUUGUCGAGCCGAGCCGGCAGUUCGUCAAAGACUCAAUAAGGCUCGUAAAGAGAUGCACAAAACCCGACAGAAAAGAAUUUCAGAAGAUUGCCAUGGCCACAGCGAUUGGAUUUGCCAUUAUGGGUUUCAUCGGUUUCUUCGUCAAACUCAUCCACAUCCCCAUCAACAACAUCAUUGUUGGUGGUUAAAUUCUCGUCAAACAAACUACAAAACCCGGGGACAGGAGACUGGUGCAAAGUGUUAUUGGGCUGGUGUGAAAGGAGACUUGAGGGAUGGCAUUUUUUACAUUCUGUGCACAACAUUGAUAUUUCGCUGUGUAAAUAAAACGAUGGAAACCCACAGAA
Messenger RNA from Scomber scombrus (Atlantic mackerel), 515 nucleotides. RefSeq names its product SEC61 translocon subunit gamma (gene sec61g). Gene Ontology annotation, molecular function: transmembrane protein transporter activity. Gene Ontology annotation, biological process: protein targeting; post-translational protein targeting to membrane, translocation. The record is from RefSeq and is a predicted model, not a curated record. Lineage: Eukaryota; Metazoa; Chordata; Actinopteri; Scombriformes; Scombridae. The coding region runs from base 153 to 359 and encodes 68 amino acids. Gene Ontology annotation, cellular component: Ssh1 translocon complex; membrane. The transcript is spliced from 4 exons.